AUGAGAUUUCCAAGUCCAGCCUGUUGCACACUGUUCCUAUUGCUUGUCUCUAAUACAAACUUUGGUGAUGCCUCGACAAGAGUUUCAACAACUUCUCCAUCAACAACAUCAACAACGUCAUCGUUCCUCCACGAGAAUUCUGAAAUUCUGACGCCGUCUUCCGCACUGGCAUUUGAUGCUGCUGCUGCUGAUGAUGAUGAUGACAACGAAGUCGUCUCUUUGACGUCUUCUAUAUGCACGGAUGCUGCAAGCCUGGCCUCUGAUUUUCAAAAGGCGUUGGUGGUGAUGAACCAACAAAAGGAUGAUAUUCAUGUGGGUCAUUUGCUUUCCGCCUGCGAAGGCUUGGAAGCCACCAUGAGACGAAUUGGGUUUGCCCAAGGUGCCAGUGACAUUGCCGCCAAUCUAUCCAAGAUCCGGACGGUGUAUCAUCAGGUUUCUCCUGACAAGCGAGAUUCCAUGCCGGAAAUACUCCAAUACGAAAAAACGAUGAUGAUGACAGACAGCAAGGCCAUUAAGGAUACCAGUGCGACUAUGGGGCUUUUGUGGCUUGGCCGCUCCUUGAACUAUCAAUACGAUAUGUUCCAACAACUGUUGCUAGACGUGAACGUCCAACCAUACGAGGCUGCCUAUUGUGCCUAUGAACGCAACAUGAAACCACAUUUGUCCUGGCCGUUGCAAAAGGUCUGUCAGGUGGCCUUGAAGAAGUUAAAGGUACUUCGUCGAGAACGUAUGUUAGCUUGCAUUGGUGGAUUUUCAGAGGAAUGUUACGGGGCUUGCGAGGACCAAGCUACUCGACACGACUUGCAACGAGUCGUUCGAUGUUUGGAACCCAUGCUGGGACGUUGGCGACAGGUGUUUUCGGAUAUGGGGCUUGGGGACAUUUGA
Molecule: messenger RNA, 885 nt
Organism: Cylindrotheca closterium
Lineage: Eukaryota; Bacillariophyta; Bacillariophyceae; Bacillariales; Bacillariaceae
Source: the annotation of a GenBank genome assembly